AUGGAGAAAGGCAGCGUUCAGCAGAUCGAUUUGGAAGAGCAAGUCGGACGGAGACUACCAAAGCUGCAAAACACUUCGAUCAGCAUCCUAGACCCUGCAAUCUACAUUGCAAGGAGUCGCAAGGACCUGGAUAUCAGCAAUAACCAUGCCGAUGACAAGAAGUUCUAUAACACAAGUACUAGUAGUGACGGGCAAGUCAAAAGCGAGCCAGAGUGGGACUACCUUCACUUCAGAGCCAGUUUCACGCUUGAGGUCGAGAUUCUAGGCUUCGAACGCGCUCACAAGUAUAACAAAUUCUUCGACUCCAUAUCCAUCCGCUACCCAUAUAAGCGGCAGGAGCGCCAUUUGUGGUAUCCCGAGCGGGAUGAGCCUGUGGACGUCAAUGUCACCAACGAGACUACAACAUCCACGAGUGCCGGUCUGAGUGUGGCCGUGGCUGGAAGCAUACCAGUCCCCGCUCCGGAAGUCCACGUACAAAAGGACCGCAAAUUGACUGUUGCCCGUAAGAUGCGUAGUCGGCGCAAGGGAGUGUCUAUGGAGAAAUUCCAAGCUCAUCCUAAACGAGUACAACAACGCCCCGUGUGCCCGGUUUCGGUCAGGUCUCCCGGCGCACAGUCAAUUCGUCAGGAAGAGCCCUCCUGCCAGAGGAAAAGGGACAGAGAAGACUAUACGGAAUCCGUGCAUUGGGAUUACCAAGUCGAAUCCAAGAAGCAUACGUAG
This is a messenger RNA of Exophiala xenobiotica, 720 nucleotides long. RefSeq lists its product as uncharacterized. The record is from RefSeq and is a predicted model, not a curated record. The coding region runs from base 1 to 720 and encodes 239 amino acids. NCBI's taxonomy places the organism in Eukaryota, Fungi, Ascomycota, Eurotiomycetes, Chaetothyriales, Herpotrichiellaceae. The transcript has 3 exons.